Molecule: messenger RNA, 1433 nt
Organism: Dermatophagoides farinae (American house dust mite)
Lineage: Eukaryota; Metazoa; Arthropoda; Arachnida; Sarcoptiformes; Pyroglyphidae
Product: N-lysine methyltransferase SMYD2-A
Molecular function (GO): protein binding
Source: RefSeq, a predicted model, not a curated record
AAAAAACAUUCAAAUUUGGGCGUAUUUCUUUGUCUCUGAUGAUUGAUUUUGCCACUGAUGCGAUGCGAUGCGAUGCUAUGAAUAAAUGAAGAUCAAACCAAAAAAAAAUGAAUAGCCGUCAAAUAGCCGAAUCUAGCCAUAAUUAUCAACCUGGUGAUGUUAUAUUUCGUUUAAAUGAACCAUUAGUUUAUGUAACAAAAUAUGAACAUCGAUUGUUUACCUGUGAUCAAUGUAUGCGUUCAAUUGAUUCAUCUAUUGUUUGUCCUGGUUGUCAUAAAGUUUAUUAUUGUUCAAAUGAUUGCCAAAUGAAAGCAUGGUAUCGUUUACAUCGUAUUGAAUGUUCGAUAUUGGCUAAACGUGAACCAAUGCAAUUCGAAAAUCAAGGAAUCGAUUAUAUGCAACGUUUAACAUUACGUCUCUAUCUUUUAAUGACAUCCAAAGAUGAUAAUAAUGGUGAUAAAACAGGACUACAACGAUCAUUUACAUUACCACAUAAUGGCCAACAACGAAUUAUUGAUGAGAUGGAAACACAUUCAGAACAAUUAAAGGAUUCGGACCAAUUUCGUGGUAUUAUCAAUUAUUUUAAAUUCUAUCAAAUUGAUGAUUAUGAUGCUGAAUUAUUAUUACAAUGUUAUGGCCUAUUACAUGUGAAUAGUUUUGGUAUCGAUUGUUAUGAUACCGAUAAUCUUACUAUCGAUCAUCGUGGUUGUGGCCUAUAUAUAGAGGCAUCAGUUUUUGAUCAUAGCUGUAUGCCGAAUGCAUGUGCUGCUGGUGAUGGAUUGGCAUUAGAGAUUCGUGCCCUUCGUCCAAUUCGACCCGGUGACCUAAUCUAUUUGGAUUAUGUUCAAGAUAUUUUACCAAAAGAUCAACGUAUUAAACAUCUUGAAGAACGUUAUUUUUUCACCUGUAAAUGUAUUGGUGGAUGUGCCGAUAACAUCGAUAGUGAUGAUGAUCAUCAUAAUAAUGCAUUCGAUUCAAAUGUUGAUUUUAAACGCUACCGAGUAUUGGAUAAUCUAAUUGAAAGUCUUAAUCCAAACAACAACAACAACAACAACAAUGACGGCGAUGAUGAUGAUGGUGAAAAUUCGGAUGAUCUUGAUGAAGAUACAUGGCGACAAUUGUAUCAAUUAUGGACACAACGAUUAACCAUACAAGAAGAAUAUUAUCGUAAAUGUGUAUAUCAUCCAUGUUUGUCAUUAUUUUAUCAAUCAUUUUUAAGAUUUUUAAUAUUAAAUCAUCAUCGUUUCUGGAUGGAUGGUAUAGAAGCUGAAAUGAAUCGUGUAAUGGCAAAAACACGUGAACAUCUAGCCAUCACUCAUGGUAAUCAUCAUGAAUUCUAUCGAUGGACUGUUGGUAAUUUUGAUGGUUAAAAAUAAAAAAAUAUAACAUCAAACUUGAUGUUUGUUUUCAUUUUAUAAUAAUAAUAAUAAAAA